AUGGCUCCCUCUGCCAGCCCCGUCUUCAGCCCAGAGCAGGUGCAGCUCUUUGACUCGGACUCCGACUGCACCACCCUCAUCGAGGAUGUGACACAGCCGAUGCGCGUGCGCAUGACCGCCCUCGUCCGGCGCACCCAGCGCGAGAUCAUCGCGGCCGUCGAGCAGCUCGAAGCCAAGGCCCACAUGGAGGAGCUGUCCAAGCUGAAGACCCGGCAGCAGGCCACGACCGACGGCGCCCCGGCCAAUCCCCUCGACGCUCUGAUUUCCCCGAGCGCGGAUUUCGCCCGCGAGGACCCCGUCACGGCGGUCAUGCUGACGUCCGACAUGCCGGCCGCCGGGUCUGACGCCGCCACCUUCUUCCAGGACACCUGGCUCCGGCCGGAGGGCGGCGCCGGUUGGUCUUGUGUCCUCUCUCGUGGUCGGGUUUUCGAGAAGGCCGCGGUCCUGGUGAGCGUCGUCCAUGGCCAACUCACCAAGUCGGCCCUGGAGCAGAUGAGCGCUCGCGGGCGCCCCGUGUCCCCGGAUCGGCCGGCUCUCUUCUUCGCCGCCGGCUUGAGUCUGGUCAUUCACCCGCACAACCCCCACGCCCCGACGGCGCACCUGAACUACCGCUUCUUCGAGGUGUAUCACACCGAGACCGCCGGCAGCACCUGCAUCGCCGGUCUCAACCCGGUGGCCUCCUGGUUCGGUGGCGGUGCCGACCUCACCCCGAACUACGUCACCUGCAUCGCCGGUCUCAACCCGGUGGCCUCCUGGUUCGGUGGCGGUGCCGACCUCACCCCGAACUACGUGUACGCGGAGGAUGGCCGGCACUUCCACGGGGCCUACAAGUCGGUGCUGGACCAAUUCGAUGCCGACCUCUACCCCACCAUGAAGCGCACUUGCGAUGACUACUUCGUCAAUGUCCACCGGGUGACGCGCACCCCGGAGGCCGCGGCCGCGGCCGCCAGUGCCCCCCUGCGCUGCGGUGCCACCCUCGACCCGAUGCCUCACAACUCCCGCAUGCCCGAGACCGGGCCCUCGGUGACGCACGAGCGCCGUGGCAUCGGUGGCAUCUUCUUCGAUGAUAUGGAUCAGCUCCCGGACCUGCCGGGCGCCUUCGCCAUGGUCCAGGCCCUGGCUCAGACCUUUGUUCCCUCGUACCUGCCGCUGGUGGACGCCCGCCGCGAGCAGGCCUCCUCGGCCCGGCACCGGCGCUGGCAGCAGCUCCGCCGCGCGCGCUACGUCGAGUUCAACCUCGUCCAUGAUCGUGGCACCAAGUUCGGCCUCGCCACCCCCGGCGCUCGCAUUGAGUCGGUGUUGGCUUCCCUGCCGCUGACCGCCCGGUGGGAGUACUGCCCUCCGGAGCCGGAGCCCGGCACCCCGGAGGCCGAGGCUCUUGCCAUCUUCCGCCAGCCCAUUGAGUGGGCAUAA
Messenger RNA from Fonticula alba, 1413 nucleotides. RefSeq lists its product as hypothetical. The transcript has 2 exons. The record is from RefSeq and is a predicted model, not a curated record. Gene Ontology annotation, cellular component: cytoplasm. Gene Ontology annotation, molecular function: coproporphyrinogen oxidase activity. Lineage: Eukaryota; Rotosphaerida; Fonticulaceae. The coding region runs from base 1 to 1413 and encodes 470 amino acids.